AUGGCUACAGCAGAUGGACCAGUUAACGUUCCACUACUGACCAAGACCAUCUCUGGUCUGAGUCCGGCUCAUAACGAACGAGUCUGCAGCACCUGGGGCAAUUUUAAUUUUAAAACCUACGAUGGAGACUUUUUCCAGCUCCAUUCCACCUGUAACUACAUCCUGACAUCACAGUGCUCAAGCAGCUAUGAAGACUUCAACAUUCAGCUGAGGCGACAGGUCAUCAAUGGCGAGCCCCUGAUCAGCAAGAUCACCAUGAAGCUUGAUGGCACAGUAGUGGAACUUUCCAAAGGCUCCAUCAGUGUAGAUGGACACCAGGUCACUUUGCCUUACAGCCAUUCUGGUGUCCUCAUUGAGGAAAAUCCCACUUACAUUAAAGUCACUGCCAAGCUGGGACUUGUGGCCAUGUGGAAUGGAAAUGAUGCUUUCAUGGUGGAAUUGGACAACAAAUACAAAAAUCAGACUUGCGGACUUUGCGGUGAUUUCAAUGGAGUUCAGCUCUACAAUGAGUUCAUCAAAAAUGGGGUUGAGAUCUCACCAUCAGACUACGCCCAAUUUUCAAAGAUGGACGCUCCGACGGAGAGCUGCAGUGAAUCACCACCUCCUUCAGUGGACACCUGCAUGAGACUGACGUCAGUGUGUGAGCAGUUGUUCUCAGGUCCAGCUUUCAGUGACUGUGAAAACCUUGUCUCCCUCGACUACUUCAUCAAAGCCUGUGAAUCGGACAUGUGCCAGUGCAGCAUCAACUCCACCAACUUCUGCCUGUGCAGCACCAUCUCUGAGUUUUCACGCCAGUGUGUGCAUGCUGGAGGAAAGCCGAGCCAGUGGAGGACGGAGCAGUUCUGCCCCAAAGCAUGCCCUUAUCCAAACAUGGUGCAUAAGGAGUGUGGGAACCCUUGCAUUAAUACCUGCUCAAAUCCUGACCGAGGACAAGUUUGUGCGGAACACUGUAUCGAUGGCUGUUUCUGCCCUCCAGGUUUGGUCCUGGAUGAUCUGACUGGUCAAGGGUGCAUUGCACAGGAUCAUUGCUCCUGCAUUCAAAAUGGCAAAAUCUAUCAGACUGGUCAGAACUUUAGCAGCAACUGUAAAGAAUGCACGUGUACCUCUAACCAGUGGAGCUGCAUACAGAAAGAUUGCCCUGGUACAUGCUCUGUGGAGGGUGGCUCUCACAUCACAACGUUUGAUGGAAAAACAUACAACUUCCAUGGUGACUGUACCUACAUCCUGGCUGAGCAAACCAAAGGUGCUGAGUUUGUGGUUGUAGGGGACCUAGUGCGUUGUGGUUUAACGACUACUGAAACAUGUCUGAAGGCCGUGACCCUGGCUCUGUCUGCAGGAAACACUGUGUUUAACAUCCAGCCUGACGGAAAGGUCUUUCUCAACCGAAUCUACUCUCAGCUUCCUCUCUCUACAGCUGGUGUGAAUGUUUUCCGCCCGACCACAUUUUACAUCGUUGUCCAGACGUCUUUUGGGCUUCAGCUGGAGAUUCAGCUUGUGCCCAUCAUGCAGGUUUACAUAACAGUGGAUGUGUCUCACAAGCAAAACUUACUGGGUCUGUGCGGAAACUUUAAUGACGUCCAAAGUGAUGAUUUCACAACCAUGAGUGGAUCACGUGAAGGAACCGGUGUUGGUUUUGGGAACAGCUGGAGGACACGAGCUAGCUGUCCUGAAAUGAAGAACACCUUUGAGAACCCAUGUAGUCUUAGUGUGGAAAACGAAAAAUAUGCUCAGAAGUGGUGUUCCUUGCUGUCAGACCCUAAUGGUGUUUUUGCUUCUUGUCACGCUGAGAUCAGCCCAGAUAUCUACCAAAAGAACUGCAUAUAUGACACCUGCAACUGUGAGAACAGUGAGAACUGCAUGUGUGCAUCUCUCUCAUCCUACGUACAUGCCUGUGCUGCUAAAGGAAUCUUGCUCACUGGAUGGAGGAGUGAAGUGUGCAUGAAAUAUGCCACCAGCUGUCCAAGCACCAUGGUUUACACCUAUGACAUCCGCAGUAGCACUCAGUCAUGCCGCUGUCAAAGCGACCCAGAUUUCACCUGCUCUGUGACCUUUGACCCAGUGGAUGGAUGUGUUUGUGCCGAAGGAACAUAUCUCAGUGAUAAUGGCAAAUGUGUUUCCCUGGAUAAAUGUUCCUGCUACUACAAAGGGUCUGUGAUUCCUCCUGCAGAAGUCAUCAGCAAAGACGGCAUCAUGUGCACCUGUAAGAAUGGCAAACUCAGCUGUAUUGGAUCUACAACCGAUGAGCCAUCUUGUACCUCACCUAUGGUGUUCUUUAACUGCUCUGAUGCUACAGGAUCUACAGGCGCUGAGUGCCAAAAGAGCUGUAACACUCUCGACAUGCCCUGUAUCAGCACAGAAUGUGUCUCAGGCUGUAUGUGUCCUGCGGGACUUGUGUCCGAUGGGAAAGGCGGCUGCAUUGAUGAGGCUCUUUGUUCUUGCGUCCAUAACAGUCAAAUCUUUCAGCCUGGAGAAUCCAUUAAAGUCGACUGCAACACCUGCACAUGCAAAGACAGGAAAUGGCAGUGUAGCACAGAUUUGUGCCACGGGACCUGUACGGUGUAUGGUGAUGGCCAUUACAUAACAUUUGAUGGAAAAAGAUACACUUUUGAUGGCGACUGCGAAUACACUCUCGUCAGAGAUCAUUGCAGCCACAGCAAUACCAGCGGCACUUUCAGAGUAAUCACAGAAAACAUUCCCUGUGGAACAACUGGCACUACCUGCUCCAAAGCAAUCAAACUUUUUCUGGGGAGUAAUGAGCUUUUACUAACAGAUGGAGGCUAUGAAGUUAUUCAGAGAAAUGCAGGAGAUGAAAUUCCCUAUCAGAUCAGUGUGAAGGGAAUUUACAUGGUUAUUGAAGCUAAUAAUGGGUUAAUUCUAAUGUGGGACAAGAAGACAAGUAUAUUCAUCAAGCUAAGCCCUGACUUUAAGGGCGAAGUUUGUGGUCUUUGCGGAAAUUAUGAUGGCAACACAAAAAAUGACUUCACCUUGAGAAACCAAGGUGUGGUAAACAAUGCACUGGAAUUUGGAAACAGCUGGAAGGAGUCAUCCAGUUGCCCUGAUGCAAGUCAGAUCAAAAAUCCAUGUACCUUUAACCCCUAUCGGCAAGCCUGGGCUCAGAAACAGUGCAGCAUCAUCAUGAGUGAAAUCUUUGUGACCUGUCACACACAUGUUGACCCCGCACCGUAUUAUUCUGCAUGCGUCAGAGAUGCAUGUGCAUGUGAUAGUGGUGGAGAUUGCGAGUGCUUCUGCACAGCUGUAGCUGCUUAUGCGGAAGCUUGUAACGAGGGUGAAGUAUGUGUUGCAUGGAGAACACCAAAAGUCUGCCCACUGUUUUGUGAUUACUACAAUCCUCCUGAUGAGUGUGAAUGGCACUACAAACCUUGUGGAUCACCCUGUAUGAAGACCUGCAGGAACCCUGACGGAACAUGCUCCAGUCAGAUACCACCAUUGGAAGGCUGUUACCCGAAAUGCCCUGUUGAUCAGCCAUAUUUUGAUGAGGACACAAUGAAAUGUGUGAAAAAAGAAAGCUGUGGCUGCUAUUACAAAGCGAAACAUUACAACAAUGGAGACAAGGUUCCAAGCACCAAAAAUUGCCAGAAAUGCUAUUGCAGUGCAUCAGAAAUCCAUUGUGAAACAGAUGACAGUGCUUGUACCUGCCAAUAUAAAGGAACAAUAUAUCACUAUGGUGACACUGUUUACAACACUACUGAUGGAUAUGGCAACUGCAUCACAGCUAAAUGUGGAAAAAAUGGAAAUCUUGACAGGGCAUCAUAUCCUUGCCCUACAACACUACCACCAACAACAACUGUCUUCGACUUCUCUUCAACAUCUGUGUCUACUAUGCAUUCCAGUACCCCAGUGUCAACACAACCAGCAACGACAACAGGUCCAACAUCUACUACAUGCCAGCAAUCAUGUGAAUGGUCAAAAUGGUUCGACACAACAUUCCCCACACCUGGAUCAAGUGGAGGUGACUCUGAAACAUACAAAAAUAUUAGGGAGGCUGAAUUAGGGCAGGAAUUGACAUGUAAUGCCCAAGAUGGAUUAAUUUGUCUCAACCAAGAUCAAGGUCUUCAGGAGCAGUGUUUUGACUAUGAACUCAGAGUGUAUUGUUGUGAAAUGAAAGGAGUUGGGUGUACAACUACUCACACUCCAAUUUCCAGCACAACAAUGACAACACCUGAAACAACAACGACUACACCCAUUAAAACGCCAACAACUACACCCACAACAACAACAACAACAACUACACCCACAACAACUACUACUACUACAACAACACCAACAACGACUACACCCACAACAACACAAACAAUUACACCCACAACAACACCAACAACUACACUCACAACAACACCAACAACUACACCCACAACAACAACUACACCCACAACAACACUAACAACAACAACAACGACCCCCACUACAACAUCACCAUUAACACCAAAGCCUACAACUCAAACUCAUACCACAAAAUCAUGCACAGUUGACUGCUCUUGGUCUGACUGGAUGGACUUUGGCCCUCCUACAACUGGUCCUAAUGGUGGAGAAGUUGUCCCAAUAAAAAGGAUUAGUGACACUUAUCCUAUGAUCUGCUCCACCCCAACAAAAGUUGAUUGCAGAGCAAAACUCUUCCCUGAUAAGGCCCUUUCAGAAUUGGGGCAGGAAUUGACAUGUAAUGCCCAAGAUGGAUUCAUUUGUCUCAACCAAGAUCAAAGUCUUCAGGAGCAGUGUUUUGACUAUGAACUCAGAGUGUAUUGUUGUGAAAUGAAAGGAGUUGGGUGUACAACUACUCACACUCCAAUUUCCAAAUUGGGGCAGGAAUUGACAUGUAAUGCCCAAGAUGGAUUCAUUUGUCUCAACCAAGAUCAAAGUCUUCAGGAGCAGUGUUUUGACUAUGAACUCAGAGUGUAUUGUUGUGAAAUGAAAGGAGUUGGGUGUACAACUACUCACACUCCAAUUUCCAAAUUGGGGCAGGAAUUGACAUGUAAUGCCCAAGAUGGAUUCAUUUGUCUCAACCAAGAUCAAAGUCUUCAGGAGCAGUGUUUUGACUAUGAACUCAGAGUGUAUUGUUGUGAAAUGAAAGGAGUUGGGUGUACAACUACUCACACUCCAAUUUCCAGCACAACAAUGACAACACCUGAAACAACAACGACUACACCCAUGACAACACCAACAACUACACCCACAACACCAACAACUACACCCACAACAACAACUACUACUACUACUACUACUACUACAACACCAACAACGACUACACCCACAACAACACAAACAAUUACACCCACAACAACACCAACAACUACACUCACAACAACACCAACAACUACACCCACAACAACACAAACAACUACACCCACAACAACAACUACACCCACAACAACACUCACAACAACAACAACAACAAUGACCCCCACUACAACAUCACCAUUAACACCAAAGCCUACAAGUCAAACUCAUACCCCAAUAUCAUGCACAGUUGACUGCUCUUGGUCUGACUGGAUGGACUUUGGCCCUCCUACAACUGGUCCUAAUGGUGGUGAAGUUGUCCCAAUAAAAAGGAUUAGUGACACUUAUCCCAUGAUCUGCUCCACCCCAACAAAAGUUGAAUGCAGAGCAAAACUCUUCCCUGAUAAGGCCCUUUCAGAAUUGGGGCAGGAAUUGACAUGUAAUGCCCAAGAUGGAUUCAUUUGUCUCAACCAAGAUCAAGGUCUUCAGGAGCAGUGUUUUGACUAUGAACUCAGAGUGUAUUGUUGUGAAAUGAAAGGAGUUGGGUGUACAACUACUCACACUCCAAUUUCCAGCACAACAAUGACAACACCUGAAACAACAACGACUACACCCAUGACAAAAUUGGGGCAGGAAUUGACAUGUAAUGCCCAAGAUGGAUUAAUUUGUCUCAACCAAGAUCAAGGUCUUCAGGAGCAGUGCUUUGACUAUGAAAUCAGAGUGUAUUGUUGUGAAAUGAAAGGCGUUGGGUGUACUACUACUCACACUCCAAUUUUAAGCACAACAAUGACAACAACACCUUCAACAACCCCAACAACAACACCCACAACAACACCAACAACAACCCCCACUACAACUUUACCGACAACACAAAAGCCUACAAGUCAAACUCCUACGCCAAAAUCAUGCACAGUGGACUGCUCUUGGUCUGACUGGAUGGACUUUGGCCCUCCUACAACUGGUCCUAAUGGUGGUGAAGUUGUUUCAAUAAAAAGGAUUAGUGAAACUUAUCCUAUGAUCUGCUCCACCCCAACAAAAGUUGAAUGCAGAGCAAAACUCUUCCCUGAUAAGGCCCUUUCAGGAUUGGGGCAGGAAUUGACAUGUAAUUCCCAAGAUGGAUUAAUUUGUCUUAACCAAGAUCAAGGUGUUCAGGGGCAGUGCUUUGACUAUGAAAUCAGAGUGUAUUGUUGUGAAAUGAAAGGAGUUGGGUGUACUCCCACUACUCCCACUACAACCCCAAAAACACCACCCACAACUACACCCACAACAAUGCCCACAACAACAUCCAGCACAACAAUGACAACAACACCUACAACAACCCCAACAACUACAACUACACCCACAAUCACAACAACAACAAUGACUCCCAUCACAACAUCACCAUUAACACCAAAGCCUACAAGUCAAACUCAUACCCCAAUAUCAUGCACAGUUGACUGCUCUUGGUCUGACUGGAUGGACUUUGGCCCUCCUACAACUGGUCCUAAUGGUGGUGAAGUUGUCCCAAUAAAAAGGAUUAGUGACACUUAUCCUAUGAUCUGCUCCACCCCAACAAAAGUUGAAUGCAGAGCAAAACUCUUCCCUGAUAUGGACCUUUCAGAAUUGGGACAGGAUUUGACAUGUAAUUCCCAAGAUGGAUUAAUUUGUCUUAACCAAGAUCAAGGUGUUCAGGGGCAGUGCUUUGACUAUGAAAUCAGAGUGUAUUGUUGUGAAAUGAAAGGAGUUGGGAGUUGGGUGUACUCCUACUACUCCCCCUACAACCCCAACAUCAAUACCCACAAAUACACCCACAACAAUGCCCACAACAACAUCCAGCACAACAAUGACAACAACACCUACAACAACCCCAACAACACCACCACCAACUACACCCACAAUCACAACAACAACAAUUACCCCCACCACAACAUCACCAUUAACACCAAAGCCUACAAGAGUUGGGUGUACUCCUACUACUCCCACUACAACCCCAACAACAACACCCACAACUACACCCACAACACCAACACCAACAACUACACCCACACCAACACCCACAACAACACCCACAACUACACCCACAACAACACCAACAACUACAACAACAUCAACGACCCCCACUACAACAUCACCAUUAACACCAAAGCCUACAAGAGUUGGGUGUACUCCUACUACUCCCACUACAACUCCAACAACAACACCCACAACUACACCCACAACAAUGCCCACAACAACAUCCAGCACAACAAUGACAACAACACCUACAACCACCCCAACAACACCACCAACCACUACACCCACAAUCACAACAACAACAAUGACCCCCACCACAACAUUACCAUUAACACCAAAGCCUACAAUUUAAGAGUCAUGUAUUUUCAGCAUGGACAGACUAUACCAGAUGGAAAAUGUUCCAAUAUUACAUGCAACAAUGGAAUAAUCAUUCAUGAGCAUAUGAAAUGUGAGGAUGCACCUCUGCCUGUAUGUGUGAACAACCACUUGCCCAAGAAAGUCACUGAUGAGUCUGGCUGUUGUUCCAAAUAUGAGUGCCAAUGUAUAUGCAGUGGCUUUGGAGAUCCACAUUACAUCACUUUUGAUGGAACAUACUACCCAUUUCAAGGAAACUGCUCCUAUGUCCUUGUCAAAGAGAUACAUCCAAAAUACAACUUUAGUGUCAUUAUUGACAAUGUCUACUGUGCCUCUGAAGACGGUCUGUCCUGUCCUAAAUCAUUGACUGUGCACUAUAAAUCCUUUGAGAUUUUUAUGACACAGGAGAUUUCUAAAGGAAUUGUCACAAAUGUGAUUAUUGUCAACAACAAGCGGGUUACACUCCCAUAUGAGAACGAGGACUUCCGAAUUACAGACAAUGGUAUUGAAUCACUCGUGGUGAUACCAGCAAUUGAUGCACAGGUUACCUUCACUGGCAUGAUGUUUUUCAUCAACCUCCCAUGGCAAAAGUUCCAUGGAAACACUGAAGGACAGUGUGGUACAUGUGAUAAUAACCGCAAGGAUGAUUGUCGGCUACCAAAUGGCACAGUUGUUUCCUCCUGUGAGAAAAUGGCCCCAUAUUGGAAUGUCAGUAAGAAUGAUAAAUUCUGUCCAAAGCCACACCCAAUGCCAACACCAGUUCCAUGCACCAAUGCUCCAAUCUGUCAGAAUAUUAGCAAUAUCUUUAAGGAUUGCCUUGAGUUUGUCCCACACCAGUAUUAUGAGGAGGCCUGCAAGUAUGAUGUGUGCUACAUGAACAAUCAGGACAUCGGUUGUUCCAGUUUGCAGAUUUAUGCUGAACAGUGUGCUCUGGCAGGAAUCUGCAUCGACUGGAGGCCAGCCACGAAUGGAGUGUGUGAUUUCAAGUGUGAAGAUCCCAAAGUGUACAAAGCUUGUGGACCUCAGAUUCCAGAAACGUGUGACUUGAAAUUUAACCUCAAAUUUAUAAAUGCACCCAGUGCAUUUAAAGCUUUGGAAAGUAUGCUAUGGGAAGGCUGCUACUGUCCUGAAGGCAUGAUACAGUUGAGUCCAGACUUAAACUUGUGUGUUAAUUCUUGUGACUACUGCGUCGCACAUGAUGGACAUUUGCUAAAGGUUAACGAGACUGAGGUCUUCGAUUGUACGAGCUGCACAUGUGAGGCACCAAGUCUGACAGUGAACUGCAUGCCUCUGCCAUGUCCUACACCAACUACUGUUAACUGUAAUGAGCCUGGACAGAAAAGAAUCACACAGAUUGUGGAUUGCUGCAAAAAUGACAGCUGUGUGUGUGAUGUCAGUACCUGUCCCAAUGAGCCGAAAGCUUGCCAACUCGGAUUCAUUCCAAAAGUUGAAACAAAGGUGUGCUGCCCAGUUUACACCUGUGUGCCUGACUCGGUCUGCGUGUUCAAUGACACGGUAUAUAAGCCUGGUGUAACUGUUCCUAUGGAUAAAUGUGAGACCUGUGUAUGUACAAAUGAAGUGGAUUCCCAAACUAAGCUCAAGAAAAUCUCAUGUACUCCUCUUACAUGUCAGACACAAUGUCCAUUGGGAUAUGAGUAUGAGCUUGUUCCACACAAGUGCUGUGGAAAAUGUGUGCAGAUUAACUGUGUGGUUAAAUCUGGAGAUACAGUUAAAAUUAUUAAGGUAAAUGAGACCGUGGUCUCGAAUUGUAUGAGCUGCACCUGUGAGGCGACGAGUCUGACUAUGAACUGCAUGCCUCUGCCAUGUCCUACACAAAAGCCUGUUAGCUGUGAUGAACCUGGACAUAUGAUAAUCUCACAGACUGUGGAUUGCUGCCAGUAUGACCACUGUGUGUGUAAUGUCAGUCUUUGUCCCACUGAGAAGCAUACUUGCUCCCUUGGAUUCACUCCACAAGCUGAAACAAAGCACUGUUGUCCAGUUUACACCUGUAAGCCUGAACCUGUCUGUGUAUUCAAUGAUACAAUACAUAAGCCUGGUGCAGUUGUUUCUAAGGACACAUGUAACGAAUGUGUAUGCUCAAAUGAAGUGGAUUCCCAAACUAAAUUGCACAAAAUCACAUGCACUCCUCUUCCAUGUAACAUCCAAUGUCCUUUGGGAACUGAGUACCAGAUUCUGCCAGAAGAGUGCUGUGGACAGUGUGUGCCAGUGGGCUGUGUGAUUAUCUCCGGAGGUUCCAUUAAAAUUAUCAAGAUCAAUGAGACCCAGGUAAUGAAUUGUAUGAGCUGCACCUGUGAGGCGCCGAGUCUGACAGUGAACUGCAUGCCUGCGCCAUGUCCUACACAAGUGCCUCCUAAAUGUGACGCACCCGGGCAGAUGAUAAUCUCACAGACUAUAGAUUGCUGCCAACGGCCCCGCUGUGUGUGUAAUGGCCUUCUAUGUCCCAAGGAGACGCAAUCUUGUCCUCUCGGAUUCACACUAAAUGUUGCAAUAGGCGUUUGCUGUCCAAUUUACACUUGUGUACCUGAACCUGUCUGUGUGUUUAAUGACACAGUAUAUAAGCCUGGUGUAGCUGUUCCUAAGGAAAAAUGUGAGACUUGUGUAUGUACAGAUGAAGUAGAUCCACAAACAAAUCUUCACAAAAUCUCAUGCUCUCCUCUACCUUGUCAGAAACAAUGUCCUUUGGGAUAUGAGUACCAGCUGGUUCCAGGACAUUGCUGUGGAGAAUGUGUUCAGAUAAGUUGUGUGGUUACGUCUGGAGAUACACCUCAAAUUAUCAAGCCUGGUGAUACCUGGACUCCACCUAAUGACAAGUGUGUGACUUACAACUGUGUGAAAAAUGGGACACAGUACAUGCCUGUAAAGACCCAGAAUGUUUGUCCACCAUUCUCUGAGAAUGACUGCAUUCCUGGAACAGAAACAUCUGAUGCUGACGGUUGCUGUAUGAGCUGUACUCCAAAGAGUGACUGUAACAUCCAGAAAAACACUACUGUGCUGACACAUGAUAAAUGCAUAAGCACAACUCCGGUGGAGAUCACUUCCUGCGGUGGAUUCUGUGGCACAUCUUCGAUGUACUCUGCAGAUUCUAACACAUUGAUGCACACCUGCUCAUGCUGUCAGGAGCAGCAAACCAGUAAGAAAAGUGUGGAAAUGAUUUGCCCUGAUGGAUCGAAGAUCACAUACACGUAUAUUUACAUCGACUUGUGUGGCUGCCAGAAAACCGAAUGUACAGGAACGCAGGGACGCCGAAGGAGACGUUGAACCUUGGACCAGUUUUGAACCACGGAACGUCAUAAAGCAUGUUCAUCUUUAUCCAUGACAAAAGAUUUUAUGAUUUACUUUAAAGUGUAGGUUUUCUCUUUAAUAGUCUAUGUAGUGUUUCUUCUCUUCUUCUUGGUUUUGCAUGCAAUAAGUUGUAAAAUUAAGGAAAAACAUUUACACAUUAUAUUAUUAUUAUUGUUAUUAUUAUUAUUGUAGGAAUGUGCGUAAUGCUUGUUAACACUGGAUGUUCAACAAAGAAAGUGAAGGUGUGGAAGUUCUUCUUUUACUCUGUCUUUUAGCACUUAAUAAACUACUGCAAUUCAAAA
This is a messenger RNA of Silurus meridionalis, 11183 nucleotides long. Its product is annotated as mucin-5AC-like. Gene Ontology annotation, cellular component: extracellular matrix. The transcript has 64 exons. Gene Ontology annotation, molecular function: protein binding. The record is from RefSeq and is a predicted model, not a curated record. Lineage: Eukaryota; Metazoa; Chordata; Actinopteri; Siluriformes; Siluridae. The coding region runs from base 1 to 10857 and encodes 3618 amino acids.